Tupaia belangeri chinensis (Chinese tree shrew) is the source of this 942-nucleotide messenger RNA. RefSeq names its product olfactory receptor 2J3-like. Gene Ontology annotation, biological process: G protein-coupled receptor signaling pathway. The transcript has a single exon. The coding region runs from base 10 to 942 and encodes 310 amino acids. The record is from RefSeq and is a predicted model, not a curated record. Gene Ontology annotation, cellular component: membrane. Gene Ontology annotation, molecular function: olfactory receptor activity; G protein-coupled receptor activity. Lineage: Eukaryota; Metazoa; Chordata; Mammalia; Scandentia; Tupaiidae.
AGAAAACUGAUGGAACAAAACAAUGAAACAUAUGGAAAUUUUAUUUUGCUUGGGUUCUCAGACCAACCCCAGUUGGAGGUCAUCCUUUUUGUGAUAGUUUUAAUAUCAUAUCUUCUGACUCUUGUGGGCAAUAUAUCUAUCAUCACAGUCUCCUGCCUGGACUCCAAACUUCACACACCUAUGUAUUUCUUCCUCACAAAUCUCUCCUUCCUUGACCUUUGCUUCACAACUAGCAUUGUCCCCCAAUUAUUGUGGAACCUGAAGGGACCAGCCAAGACCAUCACACCUGCUGGCUGUGCCAUUCAACUCUAUGUGUCCCUCUCUUUAGGAACUACUGAAUGUGUUCUCCUUACAAUCAUGGCAUACGACCGCUAUGUAGCUGUCUGUAGACCUCUCAAUUACAAUACUUUUAUGCACCCAUCAUUUUGCAAGACUUUGGCAGGAAUAGCCUGGAUAAGUGGAAUAGGAAACACUCUCAUUCAAAGCAGCAUCACUCUUCGACUUCCACGAUGUGGUCAUCGUCUUAUCCACCACUUUUUAUGUGAGGUGCCUGCCAUGAUGAAGCUGGUAUGCGUUGACAUUCAUGCAAAUGAAGUCCAGCUUUUUGUGGCUACAUUAGUUCUCCUCCUCCUUCCUAUGACAUUGAUAUUGGUUUCCUAUGGAUGCAUUGUCCAAACUGUGAUAAAAAUUAAGUCAGUCAGAGCUUGGCACAAGGUUUUAAGAACCUGUGGUUCCCACCUAAUUGUAGUGUCCCUCUUUUUUGGGCCCAGUUCAGCCAUAUACAUUCAACCAAAGAGAUCCUAUGGCCAUAGUCAGGGUAAGUUUCUGACACUCUUUUAUACUGUUGUGACUCCUACCCUCAAUCCUCUCAUAUAUACUCUGAGAAACAGGGAUGUGAAAGGAGCACUGAAGAGACUACUAAGGAGAGAAAAAAAUUCUUAA